UGGGGUUAUUUUAAUCCUGUUUGUAUUUAAUUUAAAAACCCGAUUAAAGAUAUGAGUAUACGGCAGUUAUGUCUUUCAUUGAGAGAAUGGGUAUAUCACGAAGAAAUGAAUUUAAUCCGAGACGAAGAGCAACACAUAGAAGCAAAAAUAGAAAACCUCAAGUUAGAUAUGGAACAUUUCAAAAUUGUUCAGUAUAAGCUCGAAGCAUUCGAAAGCUUACUUGAUAUUAUUACCGAGCCACCUGGGGCUCAUACACUAAGGAUGCCCACCGACGAAAAGCUAAGAUCAACGACAUUUCCUGGAUUUGCAAAUACUGAACAUUUGAACCAGGAGCUUGAAGAAAUCAUAAACAACCUAAUGUGCCAUCAACAGAGUGUGUUAAAUGACGAUGUCUACCAAAAGACUAUGCUAACAGAAGCAAUGCAAAUCGUGGAACUUUUAAAAGAAAAAAUAGAUACUAAUUUCAAGCAACUUUUGGGCGAACACAAUUUGAAAAUAUGUAAUGAAAUAGAUGAAUUAAUGCAUUUGUGCGGUACGUCUUGUAAACAAGUGGACGAAAUGUAUUACACGUUUGGCACACAUAUGAUUAGUAGAAUUGUGGAAGGAUUAGACCAUCAGCAGGUAGCAUUAAAACAACUUACAAUGGAUAUCGUGGAUCUUAACUUAACACUGGAUGUGAAUACCUUGCAAAUCUGUCCAAUGAGCUGGGAUAUCUACUCAGGUCUUGGCGCGGACAACUUAAACUUCCAAACAGUGAAAGAGAAGGACCUUAGAGAUGGAGAUCCGGGAUACAGAGACAUAGAUCGAUUUGAGAAAGAGUUAAAAAAUGUUUCACAAAUGAGAGGAACAUUUUCAGAAAAUGUAAAUCAAAUGAAAGACAGAUUACUCGAAGACAAGACUGUGCUAACUGGUGUUCAUAACCAGCUGAAGAAAUUCAUUUCCGUAGCCUGUACCAUAAUAAACUGUCUUAGGCAACCGUUUGGAGCAACAAUGGCACCCGAUCCUCAAUCAAAGCAAAAUCCUGUUCAAUUUGAAGUUAUUUAUGAUCGUAUAGAAUCCACCAGACAACAACAGCUGCCAUUUUCUGUUUCUCAGUCCUUACUUGAAACAACCGACACACGAGAGCGGAAACAGAACCAAGUUGAGCUGAAAUUUGCCAAUAUAAAUACGAUAUAA
Messenger RNA from Dreissena polymorpha, 1176 nucleotides. RefSeq lists its product as uncharacterized. The record is from RefSeq and is a predicted model, not a curated record. NCBI's taxonomy places the organism in Eukaryota, Metazoa, Mollusca, Bivalvia, Myida, Dreissenidae. Bases 52 to 1176 code for a protein of 374 amino acids. The transcript has 11 exons.